This is a messenger RNA of Argiope bruennichi, 991 nucleotides long. Its product is annotated as progranulin-like. The record is from RefSeq and is a predicted model, not a curated record. The coding region runs from base 138 to 815 and encodes 225 amino acids. Lineage: Eukaryota; Metazoa; Arthropoda; Arachnida; Araneae; Araneidae. The transcript is spliced from 4 exons. Gene Ontology annotation, cellular component: extracellular region.
CAUUUUUUUUUUUUUUUUCAAAUUAAUACUCUUGAUGACAAAUUGCUAUGCACUUGAGCGAAUUGAUUUAUAAAAAGGAUGGAGUGUCUCAAUGAACAUAGUGAACCGUUACAUACCAUCCCAGUAGAUUUUCCAUCAUGGAUCUUAAAGGAAUACUUCUAAGUAUUUUGCUUGGAUUUGCUUGCCUGUUUUCAGUACUAAAAGCUGGGAACGCUCAUCAGUCCUGUAAAACGCAGUGCGGAGAUAGCUGCUGUCCUCAUGAAAAUGGGGUGUGUUGCGAAGGCGGUUCGGCGUGUUGUCGGCAGGGACAGACGUGCUUGACUAAUAUCGACACUUGCGUCGGCUUGAGAGAUACAGCAAACGGUAAUGUGACACUUCAUUCCGAAAAGGCCUCUCCUGUUUCUGGGUUCUACUGCCCUAGUGGUACAACUCCUUGUGAAGGUGGUUGCUGUCCUUAUGAGGAUGGUGUCUGCUGUAAUGAUGGCUACUGCUGUCCUCAAGGAUUCACGUGUACACCAACCACAUGCGAGAAGGCCGGCGUUCCCAAUCAGUCGCUGAGGAAAGGGUUGGCCGGAAAGGACCCGGAGAAUAACAUAAUGGGACAUGAACUGAAAAAACUUGGUAUUCAGAUAUGUCCUGAUAAGCUGCAUUUAUGUCCUGGUUCAGCUGAAUGCUGUAGAAAGAAUAAUGGAGAAUGGGACUGUUGUCCGAAAGUUUCUAAUUUAAAAGGUGAAUGCUGCAGUAUAUGGGGAAUAUGGAUGUGCUGCACUGAUAUUGCUCCCAAAUGCCAUUGGUGGGGAUGUUGGUUUUCAUGAAGACAAUAAUCAGGAAUUUUCCCAUAAUGUCUUCUAAAAUGCAUGUUAGACGAUUAAAAAAUUAUCUAGAAUUAAACAUAAUGAUUUUGCAAAUGCCAUAUUUUGCUAAUGCUUCUCUACAUUUCUUAUGAUUUGUAAUCUCUUCAUAUGAAAUUAAAAAUUUCAUUCGUUUGGCA